This is a messenger RNA of Homarus americanus (American lobster), 7957 nucleotides long. It is a transcript of the gene vir, whose product is annotated as protein virilizer-like. The transcript has 24 exons. Bases 56 to 6445 code for a protein of 2129 amino acids. NCBI's taxonomy places the organism in Eukaryota, Metazoa, Arthropoda, Malacostraca, Decapoda, Nephropidae. Gene Ontology annotation, molecular function: RNA binding. Gene Ontology annotation, cellular component: RNA N6-methyladenosine methyltransferase complex. The record is from RefSeq and is a predicted model, not a curated record.
CUGUUGUCUCUUGUGAGUUUGUUUACAGACAAGGUAUGAGGAACAGACUGAGAAGAUGUAUGAACUCCUCUUUUUUGACACGUUCUCACAUGAAGUUAGCGAAAAAGUGCAGUUGGAUUUAGUACAGUUUCCAAGGCCUGUACAAGUGACUGAGGUUCGUGCCAUUCCACUUGGGGCUCGAGUACAGGCAGAUUUUCCUGGUGGAGUACGUCUUGGUGCAACAAAUCCAAGUCAGUUUGAAAUUGAGUUCUUUGUUAAUGACCUCAGCAAACGGGGAGCUGGCACAUUUGAAAGUGUUGGUUGUCUGCAGUACAAUCAGCAUGGGAAAAUACAUAUGGACUUUGAAAAGAAGGUUCCAACUGAUGGAUUACUACUUCGUGGCAACUAUAAUACAAUCACUCUUGCUGUAUACGGCCAUUUAACAAAAGUUCAGAGAGAGCCUACUCCGCCCAAAUCAACUAAACGUGGAGAAGUUGUUCCUCAUCCACCCCCAGAAAAAGUCAACACACAUGAUCGAAUCAGGGACUGGCUGGAGGAUACUCAGGAGUGUAAUUUAUUUCUACAGCGCAAGCAGCAGCCAUUUUCCCAUGAUCCUUCAGAGGAUGCUCAGCCAGAGUGGGACUCAAAGCCUCCAAGAUCACCCCUGGAAUAUGAAGAAACCAAACAAUGGGAUGAGGAACACGUAGAGCACACCCGGGAGUAUGACCGCGACCGAGAGAGAGAAAGAGAAAGGGAGAGGGACCAAAGAAACUAUAGAGGAGAAAACAGAGAUAGGGAGAGAGAUCGGGAAAGAGAGAGAGACAGAGAUCGAGAGAGAAGAAGAUCUGUUGAAAGAUCAUGGAGCAGAGAAAGAUCUUGGGAACGAAGUGAACGUAGCGGUUCCCGGAGAGACUCAAGGCGAGAUAGUGUCCGUGAAGGUGAUCGAGAAAGGGACAGAGACCGUGAACGUGAAAAAGAAUUUGAUAGAGAGAGAGACAGAGAACGGGAUUAUGAGAGAGAAAGGGAUCAUGAAAGAGAUAGAGAAAAAGAAAGAGACAGAGAAAGAGACAGGGAAAAAGAAAGAGAAAGAAUAAGAACUAGAGGAAGAGACAGAGAAAGAGACCGGGAUCGUGAACGUGAACGACGUCACAGCCGUGAGAGCAGAGAGCACUUUGAAGAAGAGAGAUUAUCAACCCAAGAACCUCCACCAUCAAGAGGAAGACACAGUAUGGAAGAAUGGGAUGAUAGACGAUCAGAGAGGUCAGAUAGGUCAGGUCGUCGUCCACGCACACCUACUGAAACCCAGCCAGCACCUGGUGGUUCUCCAUAUCAUGGAGAAAAUUUCAGUGAAGAAGGAAGUCAUGGUGGCACGCCCCAUGAAUAUCGUGAGAGAGAGGUACAAGAAGGACGAGAUAGAGAGAGGGAAUCCAGAGAGUUUGAAGCAAGAGAACAGCAAACUGUGUUGCCCCCACUGCCAACAGGAGAAGAUAUGGAGGCCAUUAGUGAUGAUGAAGACCUUCCGGAUCUCCCACCAGAGACGGGUGAGGUUGAGGAGGAGUACCCACCAGAGGACUGCAUGGAAGAAAUGGGAAUUGAUGAAACUCAACAAGAUGAAGUUGAGGAUGUUGAAGGAUUUGGUUAUGAAGAGAUUAUCAGUGAUGAAGAAGAACUUCCUGAAUACCAGUAUGAAGAAGAAUGGCUGGUGGAUGAGUGGGAAGACUGGUUAAAGCCUUUUAAUCCAAGCCAGUUCCAGAUGGUUGGGUUGCAGUACCUUGUGAGUCCUACACUCACUGACUACCAAGUGGAGUGUCAGAGAUGGAAGGCGAGGUUUGAGUUGGAAGGACAAGAUUUGGAAGAGGAACCUCAUCAGGCUGUCAAGCUUGAAAGUCUACUUACUGAGGCAGUCAUCCCUAAGUUUACUGCAGAAGAGAACGUAGUAGAGACAGAAACAGGAGAAGCCAGGGAAGAAGAGGGGGAAAAAUGGGUACAGGCCAUGGAACAUGUUUGUCAACUUCUUCCCAAAGGUCUUCCAUUCUUGGUGGCUAAAACUGGAAAUGAUAUAUGUAACACACUCUGUGACUGGGUUGACAUUGGUUUGGACUUCGAGAGAGCUCUUUUCCAAGAGCAGCCAGUUUACAAGAUUCGUCACAUCAAGGCUGGUGUUCGACUUACACAACUGAUGUUGCAAUGUUCUUGUGACCUGACAAGACUACUCCUGAAUCGUAAUAUAAUGGAAAGGCUAUAUUCCUUGUAUUACAAACCACAUAUGGCACUCUCCAUCAAACUACUAGUUCUCAAAACUAUUGACACAAUCACAAGAACACCAUUGGGACUAAGAUUCUUUCUGGGAGAGUCUGAAGAUAUACUUGAAGAAAAAAAAGAAAAAAAUGGGUAUGAGCUUAUUUUAGAGAUGCUUGCCGAUGUUCCACAAACCCGAGCUAAGGUGGCCUUGUCAGCUAUAGUUAGGAAGGUGCACUUGCUGGAGAUUUGCCACCAGCUGAGUGAAGACACGAAGAGUCUCAUCAAACAUCUGCCACCCUUCGAAGAUGAUACAAAAGGCAAAGAAGAGCUAAAUCCUGAAGAUGAGGUAAUGGAAACUGAUGAGGCAGAGGGUCGAAUUGAUCUACCAUCAAAUUGGAGCAGUAAUGUCCCAGAUUCCUUGGUUCAGGCGAUUAAUUCUUGUGUGCGGGAAGUAUUAAGAGUGUACAAAUAUGCUGACCAAUUACUGGCACAGCCACACAGGUGGCUACCAGAUUCCAAGCAGUUUCAGCUGCCCAAGAACCCUCAUGAUGCUCAUCCUCAGCUGUAUUUACUAUUUGAUCAUGGUGAACUGCUACAAUCUUUGGCUGUGUUGCUUGGAGCUUUGGGUGCAGUGCAAAGUGGAGCUUUGAUUGGAGAUGUCAAAAGUCUUUUGGAGUGCAUGUUGUCCUGUGGACAUGGUGUGAGAUAUAUGGCUGCUCAUCCAGAGCCAUCCACCACCAUUGCUAGGAGUUUGACACAGCUUGGAGAGGAUGGACGUGAAGAAGGGAAUGAUGACACAUCUCUGCACCAGCUGGGAAUGCAGAUGGUGCACACCUUCCAUGCUCUCCAACAGUUAGAUGCCUUGGCACAGUUGGCCACAUCCCACAACACUGACUACUCUCAAGCAGUAGUUCAUUUCAAUACAUUAACAUCACUACUUCUUUCACCAGCCGGUCGUCAAGCAAUUACUUCACUGUUGAGCGUUGGGAAGAAUAUAGAAAUAUUAUUUCCAUAUCUUAAACUUGGAGCUGGUGAUGACCAGGAUAAUGCCCCAACUAGACUUGCUUGUUAUGGCUAUGCUGUUGACCUCAUAGUGUUAACUGUGAAAUUCUCAGAAAAUGUGGAAAUGCUUGAGCAAUAUGGUGCAAAAUUGUUAGAGUUAAUGGAUUAUGAAGAAACACGAGAGGGACCAAAGUUAGAUGAACAUGUUAAACUUUGUGAGAUUAUUCCAUGGAUAUCCAUCGCGAGAUCUUCUGAAAAUUUCUCAUAUGAUAAUUUGGCAAAUCUCUCCAACAACUUGAAAGACCAGUUGGAGAAAAUUGACAAAUUUUCGGGUGAACUGGUGACACAUCUACGCAUUAUUCAAUAUUUAACUGUACCGAAAUAUCCUGUGUCUAACCUUGCACCUGAGGACCACAAUGGGGAACUAAUAGAAGAAUUAAAGUACAAAUAUGCAACAGUUCAGCUUUUUUCUGCAGACUGUCACACACACUUAACAAACCUCUUAACUAAGCUCUGCUCCAUGUACUCCCAACCAUCUGUGCAUAGCUCAAAUUUCACUUGUUCAGAAGGUGCUGUACUACUAGCAGUAAUUCAACCUACAUUAAUUUUACUUAAAAACAUCCUUACAUAUGUCAUUCAGGCAAGGAACACCAAUUUCAAAGACUUGUCUGCUAUUGUUCCUCUUGUACAAACAUACCUUUUGCUGCAGUCCUUCCCCAUGGGAUCACAACAUUAUAAUCAAGCACAAGAUAUGCAGCAGGAGGUCAUUAGCAUUUUAUUGGUAUAUACACAACCAGUAUACUCAAAGGCUGAAGGAGAAGAGGUUCUAGCCAAAAGUCUAUGGACAAAGAUGAUGGCUGAGAUCUUCAAGUACCUUUUGACUGGCCCUCACACUUUUACAGGAGUCAUCAGUUUGGUCAUAGAAUUAUUACCACUGCCCCUGCCUAUUCAGACCCGCAAAGCUCUCUCUGAUGAAGAAUCCUCCCAAAUUAUUAAUCUACGCAAACUGUGGAGUGCCCACCUUUACUGCCUUUCAGCCAACAUUCACGAGAUCAUCAUACGAUUAGGUGUGACCAGCUUUCCACCUCAAAUGCAUCUCUUACGUAGGAUGUGCAUUGCUCUCUCUGACCUGGCUGCUCCCAUGGCCCUUUUAGUAGGUCGUGCAACUCUGGAUCUUGUUCUUCAAGCGCACAGAUUGGAUCAGCGUGCUGCUGGUGAGGACUUUGGACCAUGUUCUCUGCAAACUGGGCGUGUUCUGAAUAUGCUCGCUUUGUUAGUGUCUCAUGCACCCACUAAGGCUGCGGUUCUUCACCUAUUACGUGGAGGCACACCUACGUUGGCUACCAAUGUGACUAAAGGGGAAGAUAAAUAUACAGGCUUGGUGGCUCUGUGGUGUCGUAUCCUCAAUGUUGCUGCUAGCGGGUCUCAUGCUCACAUGCAGGCUCAGGACUGCAUAAUUUCAAUUAUUCAGUAUCUUUGUGAUCAUGAAAAUGCAAUGCAUGUUACUCAGGAUUCAGUAAUGCAAGAAGGAGAUGUGCAUAGUAAUACACCAACAGUGCUCACAUUAAGUGGUGUCCCAAACAAAGAUACCUUGAUACCAAUUGUGGACGCUUUGAUAGACCACCUCCGUAACCUUCACAGCUCUCAUCAGUCAAUCCAGCAAGUUCUCAGAGCUUUGAUGCAUCUCAUGGAACAUGACUAUGGCUUCUAUCACAUCAAGAGUGUUAUGGAGAAGAAAAGGGCAUGUUUGAUUAGUCUUUUCAAGAGGCUAAGUUCAACAUUUAGAAAAGAAUCUCAUGAGCACAUAACAUCACUCCAGGGUGCACUGGAGUUUUGCCAGCUGCUUAUCAUGAAUGAAGAUUCUUCAAUGUCACGAACAAUGAUAGUCUCUGCCUCAGAAUUAGCUAAUUACCUUGGUUGGAAGCCAGGAGGGUAUGAGAUGCAGUUUUCUAAGUAUUCCCAGGAUAAAAAGGACAUAAUUAAAAAAGAGGAGAAAGAAAAAGAAAAGGUGGUGAAGGAAGAGCCUGUUGUAGAGGAACCAAAAGCAGAGAAAGAAGAGACACCUGAAAAAGAGAAUGAAGUUGAAGUUAAACAAGAGGAAGCGGAGGUUGUUGAAGAGAAAAAAGAAGAGAUAAAGAAAGAAGAGGUAAAGAAAGAAGAAGUGAAAAAAGAAGAGCCACGAAAAGAAGAGGAGACACAGGAACGAAUCCAUCCAUUAAAAUUGCUUGAAAGUCAAGUAGUGGCAGAUGGCUGCGAAGAGGAAAUGAUGGAAUCUUUGUAUGAUGAUAUCUCCCAGUUGAUCACAAUUCUGGAUCAAGCCUGCCUGUCUGAAGUGAAGGAAUUGAGUGAGCCAGUGGGCCCUGAGAUGGAGACCCUACAAUCAUUGUUUGCCUCAAGGGUAGUGUGGACUAUCACUCUCGCCGAUGAUGAGAUUCCUUCCUUCUGGCUUGUACCACCUGUAUAUGAAGAUGCUGAUCCCUCAGAAAUGGUACCUACAAACUUAUUGGAAACUUGUCGUCAAUAUGCAGGAGAAUAUGACCUUUUGGGAACAUUGCACAAACUUGUUAAGGGUCAAGGUUCUCAAGCACUCACUCCACAGAAGCUGUGUAAAGGCCCACCCAGGUACAAGCACAGUGCAGGUGCUAUAAGACCAGACAAGAGAGGCAGACCUUUUGUCGCUCCAAUGAGGGGUCGUUCAUUCAACCGAGGGGUGAACAUGAGAAGUGAUCCCUUCCGUUCCCGCCCUCCCAACACUUCUCGGCCUCCAUCCCUCCAUGUGGAUGACUUUGUUGCCCUAGAGAGCACUGGACACCAGCCCACUGGCCCUACAGGAUACAACAAGAUAUCCUUUGGUCGGGGCAAGGUACAUUUCUUGCUAGACUCCAUGCGAGGACGUGGCAGCCGUGGACGAGGUGACAGUAGAGGGAGCAGAUUCUUCCACAGACCACCCUUCAGACCAGAUUGCGGUAGGGGUGUUGUUCGUGGGAUGAAUCCGAGAGGUAGAGGUAUGCCCUGGAUCUUCCGUGGUGAUGGUUCUCCAAGAGGUUACCGUGGGGUACCUUUAAACCCCGGGACAAUGCGCUUCAUGCGAGGUCGUGGAAUGUACAUGAGAGGCAAUGGAGUAGGAAAUGGCCCCAAAGAUAGAUUUCCUUCUAAGUUUGUGGAGCGCGGUGGUAGACGAGACAUGAAUGGAGGGAGACAUAUGAGGGGAGGGUUUAGGUGAGGUAAGUGUACUUGAGUAAGUGGUACAUAAUAAUUCAAUUGUUAAUUUGUAGGUUUGAUACUGUAUUAGAGAAAAUGCUUUUUGAAUUUAUAUAUGUAUGUAUAUUUGUGUAAGUUUUUCUGUGGCCAGCUGUCCUUUGCUAGGCAGCUUUCAUAUAAUGCACUCAAUAAGUCAUUGGUGUAGGAGCCAAGAGACCUGAUGUAAUGCCUGUGACUAAUGUAAGUGUUUUGUAAACCUCCACUAUUGCAAAUAUAGCCCCCAAAAAGGGGUGUUUGGAAGUAACGAAUUUCCUUCAUGGACUGCAGAGGAAGGAAGACAAAUGAGCAUAUGACGUCAUAGAAGCUACUGCACUUCUAUUGUUUCUUCCUGAUUGGCCAUACUGGCCUUCCAGGCUUCAAUCUAUUCAUUCUUGGCCACACUUCCCACAGAACAGGUGAUCCACUAUUUGCUCCACAUACUCUGAAGACAAGUUUGUUGUCUUAAUUAUUUAAUGCUAAUUUAUGAGUUUUAGGGCUAAGUAAAUGGGACUAUUUAAGGCAUUUUAGCAAGCCUUUACAUUCCUCAGUUUUAGAUAUAGCUAAAUAUUAGAGUGGAUUCUCGAGAAUUCGUGGGUUAGGUACCAGAAAACAUCGUGAAUUAUCAAAUUUUGAAUUAUAGUUUAAUUUAUUUACGUAUAUGGAAGUAAUUACUUUGGUUCCAGAGGUCAAGGAAUAUCCAUAAACUGUUCCAAAACUGCUUUAAUAAACAUUAAACAUCAUACUUAAUACAUCAAAAAGUACAGUACGGUAACACACAGAUGUUGUACAAAAAGUAGAUCUAUGCAGGUACAGUAUUAUAUAAACAGCUCCUUCCCUUCUCAUAAUUUUGUGUGGGUUACACCAAUACAUUAACAUGGAGUCAGGCAGGUGCUGGACUAGCUGUGACAAUUCAAUAGCUCAUCUGGGUAUUUAUUUAUUUAUUUAUUUUAUUUUUUUUUUAUUUUUUAUUUUUAUGAUUGUUUAUUAACCUGGUACCAAAUGAACUUAAAUAAUAUGGGAAUUAUGGUGAAGUUCCGUAAUGUUAUAUUAAUUAGGUCGAAGGUACGUGCUAGGCUCAGGAACUGAAGAAGGAAGGGGCACUCAGUCCACCAUCCAACUGCUGUACCUCCCACAAACAAAUCACUUACUACUUUAUAAUUUUCUUAUUUAAUAGUUUCUGUUAUAUUUUCUUUAUUUCCAAGGCAAAUUAGAGCAAAGAAAUUAUAUUUCCACAACUUUUAUAGUUUCUUAUGUAACAAACACUGCGGCAGUCGGCGCUCACUGUGAAUUAUGAAUAUUUGACUGCAAAAUUAAAAAAAAGGUACUACUGUAUAGUAAUAUAGAUACCUGUAUUUGCCAAUUUAAAAUGCAAAUUAUCAAGACUCCACUGUACAGUAAUUACUUAUUAUAAAAAAAAAUUAUUAUACAGUCAACCCUCGCUUUACGCGGUCCCACUUUACGCGUUUCCACGUUUACGCGGUACCCUGCCGAACAC